UCUGGCAACCGAGCUCAGAGCUCCGCCGGGCUGGGCUCAGCUGGGAGUCCGCCGGUCUCCCCGAAAGUGACAGAGGCUUUCGUAUCGCGCAAGCCCCCUCCUGGUCGCCCCGAGAGCCCCCUUUUUCUGGUGCCUCGUAGGGAUGCUUUUGGUGGUCCUCGUGUUCCUGCUGCCCACAGUCUCGGAUGCCUGUGGUGAUCCACCAAGGUUUGAAACUAUGAGGCUCCAGGGUGCUCCUAAACCCAGGUAUCGUCCUGGGGAACGUAUACAAUAUGACUGUCGCCUAGGUUUCAAGCCCAUAAUUCCUCUUCGUUCCAGAUCUGCUGUUUGUGAGGAUGACAAUACAUGGUCAGCUCUCGAGGAGGCCUGUACAAGAAAAUCAUGUCCUAAUCUGGGAGAUCCAAUGAAUGGUCAAGUUUACUUUGUCAAUGGAAGUAUUCUGUUUGGUUCACAGGCUCACUUUGUUUGUAAUCAGGGUUUUUAUCUGAUUGGAGAAAGAAUUCUACAUUGUGAAAUUUCUGAAAACAAUGUGAGCUGGAAUGAUGAUUCCCCAAUGUGUGAAAGGAUUUUGUGUUCCACACCUGGAAAUAUAAAAAAUGGAAGAUUUACCAUUUACAAGGAUGAAUAUCAAUAUAAUGAAAUAGUUACUUAUGUGUGUGAUCCUUCAAAUGGACCAGAUGAAUAUUCUCUUGUUGGAGAGAGCAGGCUUGUUUGUGUUGAUCAUGACAGAUGGAGCAGUGACCCUCCAGAGUGUAAAGUGGUCAAAUGUGACUAUCCAGUUGUUGAACAUGGAAUGAUAGUAUCAGGAUUUAGAAGAAAAUUUUACUACAAAACGCAAGUUGUAUUUAAAUGUAACCAGGGUUUCUCCCUUCAUGGCAGCAGCACAAUUGUCUGUAACGCAAACAGUACUUGGGAGCCCACGAUACCAACGUGUACUCAAGCGCCAGUUGCUGCUACUACUAAGCCUUCCACUACCCAUGCCUCAGGUCCUCAUCCAAAUACAACUACAGUGUCAAGUUCAACAGGUCUUCAUCCAGCUACAACUACAACAUCAAGUCAUGCAGCAUAUGUCUCUCCAACGGUUGACUUAGAGCCUGACUCUUUUGAGGACUUCGAUGCAGCAGUCAUUGGUGUGAUUAUUCUUUCUGUGCACACACUGCUCCUGCACUCCUAAUAGACCACGGGAUGGUAUAAACAGAACUUCUAUCACACUGGAAAAAACAAACAAUUCCUGUGACUCGGUUUAUUGGGAUAAAUCACUUUAACAAGCUACUCCAGAAUCAAACCCAUGGAUGUCUCCAAGGUAUGCCUGUAUAUCAAUUAUGUCUCAGUGAAAACAGAAGGGAAAAAGGCAAUCAACAAAAGUUAUUCUCUGGUUUCUUUCACUCUGAUGAAUGCAACUACAUCACAAUGCUAACAUUUUACUGUGGGCUCGAAUGUGGUCACCAUCCUU
Molecule: messenger RNA, 1453 nt
Organism: Cervus elaphus (red deer)
Lineage: Eukaryota; Metazoa; Chordata; Mammalia; Artiodactyla; Cervidae
Product: membrane cofactor protein-like
Exons: 12
Coding region: 143-1174 (343 amino acids)
Biological process (GO): negative regulation of complement activation, classical pathway
Cellular component (GO): cell surface
Source: RefSeq, a predicted model, not a curated record